This is a messenger RNA of Neopsephotus bourkii (Bourke's parrot), 1841 nucleotides long. It is a transcript of the gene SSB, whose product is annotated as small RNA binding exonuclease protection factor La. Gene Ontology annotation, molecular function: RNA binding. Gene Ontology annotation, biological process: RNA processing; positive regulation of translation. The transcript has 12 exons. NCBI's taxonomy places the organism in Eukaryota, Metazoa, Chordata, Aves, Psittaciformes, Psittacidae. Gene Ontology annotation, cellular component: ribonucleoprotein complex; cytosol; cytoplasmic stress granule. Bases 255 to 1475 code for a protein of 406 amino acids. The record is from RefSeq and is a predicted model, not a curated record.
GAUGUCUAAUAAGGUCUCUUAAUGCACAUUUUAAACACUAGGUAUAAUUUGUCUUUGUUUUAAACAAUUCAGAAAUACAGAUGUGGUAACAAGAUUUCCAUAUAUUUUUCAGUCCAGUCAUUCUUUUUCAUGAAAGUUUUCAAAUGACUUUCCUGUAAUACUUUGUGCAGCUGUAUAGAAACUACUGUGAAAAACAGAUCUGUGUUCAUUCAUCACUGCAUGGAACUAUGAUCUGGUGCUAAGAGCUGGUGAAAAUGGCUGAAAAUGGAGAUGGUGAAAACAUGUCCCUUUUGGAAAACAAAAUAUGUCAGCAAAUUGAGUACUAUUUUGGCAAUCACAAUCUACCAAGAGACAAAUUCCUGAAGGAACAGAUCAAACUAGAUGAUGGCUGGGUGCCUUUAGAAGUAAUGAUCAAAUUCAACAGGUUAAGUCACCUUUCAACGGAUUUUAGUGUUAUUGUAGAAGCAUUAAGAAAAUCCAAGACUGGUUUAAUGGAAAUAAGUGAAGACAAAACAAAAAUCAGAAGAUCUCCAAACAAACCCCUUCCUGAGUUAAAUGACCAGUAUAAGGCUGCAAUUAGAAACAGAUCUGUAUAUGUUAAAGGCUUCCCACUAGAUGCAACUCUUGAUGAUAUCAAAGAAUGGCUUGAGGAUAAAGGUCCAGUUGAAAACAUUCAAAUGAGGAGGACACUGCAGAAAACAUUUAAGGGCUCAAUAUUUGCAGUUUUUGAUAGUGUUGAAUCUGCUAAGAAGUUCACAGAGAUCCCAAACCAAAAGUACAAAGAUGCAGAGCUGAUAAUACUUUUCAAGGAGGAGUACUGUACAAAGAAGAAUGAAGAAAGGAAACAAUAUAAAGUAGAAGCUAAAGCAAGAGCUAAACAGGAAAAAGAAGAAAAACAGAAACAAGCAGCAGAUGCUGAAAUGAAGUCUCUGGAAGAGAAGACGGGAUGUCUUUUGAAGUUUUCUGGUGAUCUAGAUGAUCAAACAUGCAGAGAAGACCUCCAUGAUGUAUUUUCUGAUCAUGGAGAAAUCAAAUGGAUACACUUUGUCAGAGGUGCAAAGGAGGGAAUUAUCCUUUUUAAGGAUAUUGCAAAAGAAGCUCUGGAAAAAGCAAAAGCAGCACAUAAUGGAAACUUACAGCUUCGGAACAAGGAUGUUACAUGGGAAUUGCUAGAAGGAGAUGCAGAGAAAGAAGCUCUGAAAAAAUUAUUGGAAGACCAGCAAGAAUUGCUGAAACAGAAAACGAAAGGACGCAAAAUGAAAGGAAAAGGAAGAGGGGGAAAGACACCUCAAGGAGCACAGAAAGGAAAAAUUCAGUUUCAGGGCAAGAAAAUCAAGUUUGAUAAUGAAGAAGAAGGUGGUGAAGAUGAUGCUAAAACAGAACCAGCAAGUCCCAAGAAAAGACCACUAGAAGAAAUGGAAAAAGAAGAACCUGCACCAAAACAGUUGAAAACAGAAAAUGGCGGAGGUGAUUAGUAAUACUAAAAUAAUAAAGUUUAGGGUAAAAAGAAUCAUUGUUUUAUUGUUCCAUUUUCAAUAGGUUUUAAAGACAUGCCUCAGUUCAGGAGUUUCUUGGCAGAAAAUCUAAUGAAAUCCACUUCAAUGUCAACCUACAAUGAGAGGAAAGCUUCAUUUUGUUGGGUUACAGCUUUUUUUUCUGUUUAAGAAGCAUGCUUACUCUUAACGUACCACCCUGGAAAACUUUUAUAUUUAUACUUUUGUUUAUACGGUCAGAUCUUCACAGUUUCUCUGGAAACCCACUCAAAUGUAAAAGGUUCUGGACUCUGUAAUAUUGCGGUUAUGUUAAAUAGCAGCUGCCAAUAAAUUCAGAACUUAAAACUG